Molecule: messenger RNA, 1465 nt
Organism: Brassica oleracea var. oleracea
Lineage: Eukaryota; Viridiplantae; Streptophyta; Magnoliopsida; Brassicales; Brassicaceae
Product: protein S-acyltransferase 8
Exons: 5
Coding region: 1-1230 (409 amino acids)
Biological process (GO): protein targeting to membrane; peptidyl-L-cysteine S-palmitoylation
Cellular component (GO): Golgi apparatus; endoplasmic reticulum
Molecular function (GO): protein-cysteine S-palmitoyltransferase activity
Source: RefSeq, a predicted model, not a curated record
AUGACACAACGGGUCUACCAAGCCUGGAAAGGAAGCAAUAAGUUUAUCUUUGGUGGGAGAGUGAUAUUUGGUCCAGAUGCUAGAUCAGUGCCACUUACCGUGCUGCUUAUCCUGGUUCCAGUUGUUUUAUUCUGUGUGUUUGUAGCUAGGCAUCUUCUCCAUGAGUUCUCUCCCCACAACGCUGGAUACGCUAUCUUGGUGGUGCCGAUUCUGUUCACUAUCUAUGUGUUUAUCCUCCUAUCUUUCACAUCUGCAAGAGAUCCUGGUAUUGUCCCUAGAAACUCGCAUCCACCAGAGGAAGAUCUACGCUAUGAGACAACAGUAUCAGCAGAUGGAAGACAAACACCUUGUGUUCAAAUUCCUAGGACGAAAGAAGUCAUCGUUAAUGGCACCACCGUUAGAGUCAAAUACUGCGAUACCUGCAUGCUUUACAGGCCUCCUCGUUGCUCUCACUGUUCCAUUUGCAACAACUGUGUCGAGCGCUUUGAUCAUCACUGCCCCUGGGUGGGCCAAUGCAUUGGACUGAGAAACUAUAGGUACUUCUUUAUGUUUGUUUCUUCGGCAACUCUUCUCUGCGUGUAUGUGUUCUCCAUGUCGGCUUUUUACAUCAAUAUUAUAAUGGAACAUCAACGCGGAACCGUAUGGAUGGCUAUGAGAGAAUCACCUUGGGCGGUUGCGCUGAUGAUCUAUUGCUUUAUUGCCCUGUGGUUUGUUGGAGGCCUCACAGGGUUUCACUCGUACCUCAUUGGUACCAACCAGACAACGUAUGAGAAUUUCCGGUACAGACCAAACAGCAGAACCGUGGCCUAUAACCGUGGGUGUGCAAACAAUUUCAUGGAGGUGUUUUGCACGAAGGUUAAGCCCUCAAGGAACAACUUCAGAGCCUUUGUCGAAGAAGAACCUCCAAGAGUUGUUACUCUACCAACCAUCGUCACCAAUAUCAACAAGCGAUCAGCCGAAGCAGAGGAUGAGAUCGGGAGCCGGAGACAGAAAGUGGAAGACGAUCUAGACAUUGGGGACGAUCUUAUGAACUUAUCACAGCGGUGUAAUCCAGCAGAGGCCAGCAACGACCAACCUCAUCAGACUUUGGACAUUGACCAAUUGGCCCUUGGGGUUGCUGAUAGAGCAGCGACGAUAAGGACAGAGACAAGGCAUGGGAGCUGGGGAAGAAGAAGUGGGAGCUGGGAUAUAGCAGCAGAUGUAGCUAAUUCUAAUGUCCGGGAGAGUUAAAGCUAAUUGCAAAGGGAGGAAGAUGAUGAUGAUUGCUUUUGUUUUUAAUUGCUCCAAACAUUUGGGGGGUUUCUUUUAGGACAGAAGUGGGAAGAUCUGAUUUGGUUUUGGGGAUUUGCCAAUCAGUUCAUGUAAUCUUUGAGUGUAUUAUUCCCCUUACUAUCUUCCUUUCGUUUCCUUAAAUAUGUAUUGUGUUGUUUUCUUGAUCUUAUGAGAAGUUGUUAUUAUAUCUGAA